AAAUUUUUGACCUUAGAUGCUAUUAAAGAUGUCAGACGAAAUUGUAUGGCAAAUCAUAAAUCAACAAUUUUGUUCCUAUAAAGUCAAAACUGUAACCCAGAACUUUUGUCGAAAUGAAUAUAAUGUUACAGGGUUUUGUAGUAGACAAUCAUGUCCUUUAGCUAAUUCUAAAUAUGCAACAGUUCGUGAGAUUGAUGGUGUAAUUUAUUUGUACAAAAAAAUUCCUGAUCGGGCAAAUAUGCCAGCUAAAAUGUGGGAACGUGUUAAAUUCUCAAAAAAUUAUUCUAAAGCAUUAGAGCAGAUUGAUAAUGAAUUAAUGAAUUGGCCAAAUUUUUUGAUUCAUAAAUGUAAACAACGUUUAACCAAAAUAACACAAUAUUUAAUACGGAUGAGAAAAUUAAGAUUAAAAGAUCGACCGAAACUUGUUGGUAUCAAAAAGAAAGUUGAGAGGCGUGAGGCUACAAGAGAACGAAAAGCUGAAGCAGCAGCACGAUUGGAUAAAACUAUUGAAAAAGAAUUGAUUAACCGUCUAAAAAGUAAAGCAUAUGGCGACACGCCACUCAAUGUUAAUGAAGACGUAUGGAGAUCAGUCUUGGAAGGUGAUAAAGUUGAGGCAGAAGAUGAUAUCACUAGUGAAAGUGAAGUUGAAGACUUGGAAGUUGAAAAUGAAUUUGUUGAAAAUGAUAGUGAAAUUGAAUUAGAAGAUUUAGAAGAUAUUCUCGAGCAUCAUCAAGAGAAAUACGAAGAGGAGAAUAGUGACACAGAAAGCUCUGAAGAAAUAGAUAACGAUGAGGAAGAAGAGGAGGAACAAGAAAUCGAAGCGAAAGAGAAUAACAAAAGCAAGAGAAGAACUAUAAAUAAAGAUCCUCGACCGAAAAAGAAAAAACGUGGAACAUAUGUUGAAGUUGAAUAUGAACAUGAGCACGAACAGUCUAUUUCCGAAUUACCCACCUGGUAAACUCAUUUGGAUUCA
Rhizophagus irregularis DAOM 181602=DAOM 197198 is the source of this 973-nucleotide messenger RNA. Its product is annotated as ribosome biosynthesis protein. Gene Ontology annotation, biological process: maturation of 5.8S rRNA; maturation of LSU-rRNA. The record is from RefSeq and is a predicted model, not a curated record. Lineage: Eukaryota; Fungi; Glomeromycota; Glomeromycetes; Glomerales; Glomeraceae. Gene Ontology annotation, cellular component: nucleolus; preribosome, large subunit precursor.